This is a messenger RNA of Fopius arisanus, 3687 nucleotides long. Its product is annotated as WD repeat-containing protein 44. The coding region runs from base 244 to 3234 and encodes 996 amino acids. Gene Ontology annotation, molecular function: protein binding. The transcript is spliced from 6 exons. NCBI's taxonomy places the organism in Eukaryota, Metazoa, Arthropoda, Insecta, Hymenoptera, Braconidae. The record is from RefSeq and is a predicted model, not a curated record.
UGUUCAGCUGACUCGGCUGACUCCCAACAGUCUCAACAACUUCCAACUUCUGGAGCAGUAGUUUUUCCAAAGGAUUGGCCGGGACAAUCUCAAAUUACUCCUGUUUUCCUGAUAAAUGGCUAAUUAGAAAAAUGGGUUUAGCUGUGGGCAAGAUCGGAUUGAUCCUUCAAGUGUACUGAGAGCUUCUCUAGUUCCAAUGCGGACUGGAUUUAUUGACCUCAAGAACGACGUUCGUCGAUUGCCAUGUCAGAGAGCAGCGAUUCCGAGGAGUUCUUCGAUGCUGAGGAUGACAGUUUUCACAGGAGCACCAGACGGGGUAAAGUGAAGGAAUCGCCUGCACUGGAACCCCAGGGAGAGACUCCUUCAACUCCUAUGACUCCACCUGAUACUGUGUUUGUUAAGCCUGCCGAUCCCAAACCACAAUUGGAAGCUCAGAAUCAUGUCAACGUUAAUUCCACGACAGGGGAUGGCGAUGACAAGCCGACUCGCCUUGAGAAAAUCGUAAGCCGUCGAAAAUUUCGCGAGCUGCGUCAGCGGAUGGAGACAGAGGACGACGACAUCCCCAUCAACAACUCACCACCAGACAGCCAAACGUCAUCGAUCGAGGGUGUCUAUCCAACCCCAUCAAAAACCUCCCAUCCCUUCAGGAUAAUCGAACACGAUACCCUCAGUUUACAAAGUAUGACGUCUCUUGGUAGAGUUGGGAGAAUCUUAGCAGGUGGUACUGAUGGUGCAUCUACUGUUGUACCCUGUGGUGUUCCAGUUUCGAUGUCGAGGGAGGCACAGAUGGCAUCGCUGGCCAAUGCCCUCUCCAAAGACGAGGACUCAGCCUCAGGAAAGAUCUCCCAAUCCUCGAGUGUCCUCACACUCUCCGGUGACCUUGUCCAGGAUGUAUCUGUCAAUGGCAGAUCAGAAUACUCAAAGUGUGAUUCUAAAGUCGUUCUACAGGAGCCCGAUGUCAUAGCUAGCACAAAAAAUAAUGGAAAGAGUAUUGAAAGUCAGGAGGUGGUACCUGUUGCUCCACCGAGGAGAAAAAAAAAGUCCAAGCCACAAACACCAACGGAUCUCGCUCCCACCUCUGCAGAGGGAUCGAUGCCGGCCUCGUCCUUACCGAGUCCAGCAAGUACAAUUGAAUCGAUAACACGUGAAUUUGAACAUUCAUUGGAUAUAAGAUCAGCAACUAAAGGCCAAUACGUCGUUAAGCCACAGGACGAGGAUAAGUCCAAAGCAGAGGGUCCUUCGUCAGUUGAAUUAGAUAGACUGGAGAAAAUAAAGGCAGAACUGCUGAGUCUACGAUCGAGCGAUAAAUCAAACAGUCCCAUUGGCUCCAUAUCGAGCAAUAGCAUCGGCAGAUAUUCUCUGGGACCCCAGAGAUUUCCUGGCAUCAGUGCUCACAAUUCACGAGAGAGACGCAAGUCCGCUGGGGAUCAGGAUAUGGUUAAACAGCUCAAUAUGUUCGUCAGGACGAGAACAGAUUCCGGAAAACGUUUAACCGAUAUGGAAAUUUUGGAGCAAGUAACAGUAUUGAAUCUGGACACGGGUGAGCGAGUGCCAUUGAGUAUAGCCGAAGAUAAGCUUCCCCAGUGCAUGAAUCCACUUUCGCUACAUAUCAUGCGUCUGACCUCAGAAUACGUGAGUAACUCUAGUCUGGAAAAGGAGAAAGAGAGUGACGAGGAGAGUGUUGACAGUAAAAUGUCAUCAAUUCCUCCGGACGAGGAUGUGGCAGUGGGUCGUGUACGCAAGAAAACUCAAAAAUUCAAGAGAUUCCUGGGUUCGACAGUGAAGAAAACCAUGGACAAAGCUAAAUCAAUAGCCCAGGAGGUGUCCCACGCACGCCAUAAGGAGGACGUCAUGGAUAUUGUAGACGAUGUCUAUCCAGGUGAGCCCCAGGUGAUAAAACUCAAGGCCUCGAACAGUCACAAGGGGCCGUACGAGUUCUCGUGUCUGCAGCACGUGCAGGAUCUAAGUGGCGAGCACGUGGGCCCAGUCUGGUGUAUGAAGUUUUCAGCAUGUGGAAGACUUCUGGCUACAGCAGGACAGGAUCGUGUCCUGAGGAUUUGGGUGCUUCGAGAUGCCUUCACUUACUUCCAGGACAUGCGAACAAAGUACAACGCUGAGAAAGUAAGUCCCACACCUUCCCAGGAGUCCUUGGUGUCCCAGCAAUCGAUGGAGGAUCCUAAUGUGGCUGCCAGUGCUCUCAGUGAGAUCGAGGGGACGAAGAGCCCUUUUAUGCCCAAACCCUUUUGCACGUACCUGGGGCACACGUCGGACCUCCUCGACGUUUCCUGGUCGAAGAAUUAUUUUAUUCUGUCGUCCUCGAUGGACAAGACAGUGAGACUAUGGCAUAUCUCGAGGAAGGAGUGCUUGUGCUGCUUUCAGCACAUUGAUUUCGUCACUGCUAUCGUUUUCCAUCCGAGGGAUGAUCGUUACUUCCUGUCUGGAUCUCUCGAUGGUAAACUCAGAUUGUGGAAUAUACCGGAUAAGAAGGUCGCUGUUUGGAAUGAGGUCGAUGGGCAGACAAAACUCAUAACAGCUGCCAAUUUCUGUCAGAAUGGAAAGUUCGCGGUCGUUGGGUCUUACGAUGGCCGAUGUAUAUUUUAUAAUACUGAUCAACUCAAGUAUCACACGCAGAUCGAUGUGAGAUCUACCAGGGGGAAAAACUCUAGGGGAAGAAAAAUCAGUGGAAUCGAGCCAAUGCCUGGGGAGGACAAGAUCCUGGUCACAUCUAAUGACAGUAGAAUUCGUCUUUAUGAUCUGAGAGAUCUCAAUGUGUCGUGCAAAUACAAGGGAUAUGAGAAUGUCAGCAGUCAGAUUAAGGCUAGCUUCAGUCCUGAUGGACAGUAUAUUGUGGCUGGGUCUGAGAAUCAGUGUAUUUACAUCUGGAAGACUCAUCAUGAUUAUUCAAAAUUCUCGAGUGUCAGGAGGGAUCGCAAUGACUUUUGGGAGGGCAUAAAGGCACACAAUGCUGUUGUAACUUGUGCUGUUUUUGCACCAAAUCCUGAUUCUAUUAUCAGGCAGAUUGAGGCCAGGGAACAGUGGGAGGGAAGAGACGAUUCGAAAAAUGGGACUGCCACUGGGGCUAUUGCCAAUCCAGUUGAUCCUGUUGUUGAGCAGAGGACGAAGGGCUGUGGGGGGCAUGUUUUAGUCAGCGCCGAUUUCAAUGGGUGCAUCAAAGUAUUUUUGAAUAAAACCAAACCAAAACACAGUUCACUACCUGCUUCGGCACUUGCCUAAUUGGUGAGCGAAGGGGAGUUCAGAGAUCAUCAGUUAUGGUGACUUUUAUUUUUUAUAUUUUAUUGUGGAACGUUUUUUUCUGGGUCUUUUAUCCUGUGUGAGAAAAUUGUGAGGCUUUCGCUGAAGAAUUCUAUUGGAAUCCGUUGGGUUUUCGCUGAUUUCUGGUGGAAACUCUCUAGUACGUGCACUGAAUAAUCCCAACAUCUAAUCCCUUUCCGCUACCCAAUGAUAAUAAAAGAUCAUUUAAAAUUCCUUGUUAUGUUACAUUGAUCCAAAGCAGUGCUUUCGCAUCAACUUGCAAACUUCUAUCCCCACUUAGUGGAUUAAGCUAUCCUGCACACCGCGAAACCCGGGAGAAUUGCCCGAAAAAAAAAGAUGUUCAAGUGCAGAAAGAAACAUCAGAUGUGAGCAAAUGUUGUGUGAUAUAUAAGUAAAAAAUCGUAAAAAAUCGUG